Drosophila hydei is the source of this 2558-nucleotide messenger RNA. It is a transcript of the gene FucT6, whose product is annotated as alpha-(1,6)-fucosyltransferase. The record is from RefSeq and is a predicted model, not a curated record. The transcript is spliced from 4 exons. Gene Ontology annotation, molecular function: glycoprotein 6-alpha-L-fucosyltransferase activity; protein binding. Gene Ontology annotation, cellular component: Golgi cisterna membrane. NCBI's taxonomy places the organism in Eukaryota, Metazoa, Arthropoda, Insecta, Diptera, Drosophilidae. Bases 354 to 2222 code for a protein of 622 amino acids. Gene Ontology annotation, biological process: protein N-linked glycosylation.
AAGAAUAAGAAUAUCGAUACGCCUACAACAUCCCUAUUUUUAGUAUUUUGUUAUUUAUUUAUUAAAAUAAGAAAAAAAAUAGAAAAAAGAAACCUGUGUCAUCUGUGUGCUGUUGCGCUGUGCCGCACAAUGUUUAGCAGAUGUCAUAAUUGCAGCUAAACGCUGUGAAUAUGCGACAAAAACGGCAAAAACACGAUCCAAUACAACGUUAACUAGCUGCCGUGCACACAACAUACAUACACCUAAAUAUAUACAUAAACACGCACUCACACACAUAAAAACCUUUGGACGCCACGGAUUAGCAGCAGGCGAGCGGGACGGAAUAACAGAGAUUAGAGUGUGGAUACGGCGCCAUGCUCCUGGUGCGUCAGCUGUUUGGCUCAUCAUCCAAUUCGUGGGUGCGCGCCCUCAUCAUCUUUGUGCUCGCCUGGGCGGUGCUCGUCUAUGUGUUUGUGCUCAAGCUAACCAGCAACCAAUCCCAGAAUCAAAGCCAUCAAACAAUAUCUGCCAACGACAAUGAGUACAAUGCACGGCGCAUUAAUCAGGCGCUGCAGCUACUGGAGCACACGGAGCGACGCAACGAGGAGCUAAAGCUGCUCAUCGAUGAGCUGAUGAGCGAACAGCUGGAUAAGCAGAGCGCCAUGAAGCUAAUCCAAAGGCUGGAAAAUGAUUCGCACAAUGCAAAGCAAUCAAUGGGUGAUGAUACGCUCUUCGAGGUGAUUGCAGCAGAUGCCGCUGGAUUGGAUCAGCAGCAGCAGCAGCAACAGCUGGGGCUGGGAGUAGAUGCUGUCGCCCAGCUGCCUGGUCAGCCGGGCGUUGAGCCCAGCUUGGAGUACGAGUUGACGCGGCGACGCAUCCACACGAACAUUGCCGAAAUUUGGAGCUACUUCAGCAGCGAGCUGGGCAAACUGCGCAAAGUGGUCGGCCCGGGCAAUGCGGAGCUAGAGGAGUCCAUACAGCAGGUGCUGCUGCAGGGCGCCGACCACAAGCGCUCGCUGCUGAGCGACAUGGAGCAGCUGCGACGCGUCGACGGCUACGAAGCCUGGCGCCAACAGGAGGCCAAUGAGCUGAGCGAUCUGGUGCAGCGGCGACUCCAUCAUCUCCAAAAUCCCAGCGAUUGCCAAAACGCUCGCAAACUCGUCUGCAAGCUGAACAAGGGCUGUGGCUAUGGCUGCCAGCUGCAUCAUGUGGUCUACUGUUUCAUCGUGGCCUACGCCACGGAGCGAACGCUGAUACUGAAGUCACGCGGCUGGCGCUAUCACAAGGGUGGCUGGGAGGAGGUGUUCCGUCCGGUGUCCGAUAGCUGCCAGGAUGCGGGCACAGCGUAUGCCUAUAACUGGCCGGGCAAGCCCAAUACUCAGGUGCUGGUGCUGCCGAUCAUUGAUUCGCUGAUGCCACGUCCACCUUACCUGCCGCUCGCUGUGCCGGAGGACCUGGCGCCGCGUCUGAAGCGCUUGCACGGCGAUCCCAUCGUCUGGUGGGUGGGACAGUUUCUCAAGUAUCUGCUGCGUCCGCAACCGGACACGCGCGACUUCCUCGACUCCGGCAUGCGCAAGCUGGGCUGGGAGCGUCCUAUUGUGGGCGUUCAUGUGCGUCGCACGGACAAGGUGGGCACCGAGGCGGCCUUCCAUGACAUCGAUGAGUAUAUGACGCAUGUGGAGGACUAUUAUCGCACGCUCGAGAUCAACGGCAGCAGCGUGGUGCGUCGCAUCUUCCUAGCCUCCGACGAUGCGCGCGUCAUUGUGGAGGCUCGCAAAAAGUAUCCGCAGUAUCAGAUCGUUGGCGACCCGGAGGUGGCGCGCAUGGCUGCCGUUUCCACACGGUAUACGGACACCGCCCUGAAUGGCAUCAUCCUGGACAUCCAUCUGCUGUCCAUGUCCGACUAUUUGGUGUGCACAUUCUCGUCGCAGGUCUGCCGUGUGGCAUACGAGAUAAUGCAAACGAUGUAUCCGGAUGCGGCGUACCGCUUCAAAUCGCUGGACGAUAUCUACUAUUACGGCGGACAGAAUCCGCAUAAUCGACGCGCAGUCAUUCCGCAUAAGCCGCGCUCGCACGAGGAUCUGCAAAUGAAAGUGGGAGAUCUCGUUUCUGUUGCGGGCAAUCAUUGGGAUGGCAAUUCCAAGGGCAAGAAUACGCGCACCAAUCAGGGCGGACUCUUUCCCUCCUUCAAGGUGGUCGACAAGGUCGAAACGGCAAAGCUGCCAGUCUAUGCGGGUGUCUAAAGUCCGUUCCGGAAACACAGUUCCGUCUCCCGGAUACUCAGCACCUUAACCGUAACCUUAAUCUUCUCUUCUGCUGAAUCUCAAUUGUCAAACUCUGCUCCGCAUUCCAAGUGUUUGUGUAUCUUAAAUUCUGGUGCAAAACGUCAAAAGCGAACAAAAACGAAACUAAAAAACUCAAAUUCUCCAAAUACUCGAAUCUUGUUUGUGUUUGGAAUGUGGAAUCGGUCAAUGUUCUACACGAUUCCGUUUGUUGCACUAAUUCUAUGCAUUUUCCUAAGCCGAAGAAGUUAGAAAAAAAAACAAAAAUCAAAUGUUGACAACAUAAAGAAUAUACAU